CAAAGCGAGCCUCGAUACGCGCUUCACAAAAACACCCCCGACAUUACCCGACACACGAUUCGACGCUUCAACACACAGGACACAUCACUACUGAUCGUGUAUGCCCGCGGGGGUCAGUGUUGACGGUUGCUUCUGUUAUUGUCCUGCAGGUGGAACGAGGGACCAGAAGGACAGCACGCACAGGGUGUGAAGGAACUUGACAGCGGGGAGCACGAGCGCGGACGUCGGAGGGGAACACACACACGGGAGUCUAGGGAGCAAAGGGGAUUUUGUGUGCAUCUGUUAUUUACCUCACUUUAAACAAACGCACUGUUUUCACUAAAGAGUCCAGCUUUCGGGUCCUCCUUCCCCACAUCCCGUGACAUUAGCAGCAUAUUAGUCAGCUUAGAACACGCAGGUUCUAAGGGAUUCAGGGAUUUAAAAAUAGAUACGCAAAAUGGGGCGUGCCCGUUCCGGCCGGCUUUAAAGGGUUAAAGUGAAACGGCAACAUUUUACUCCUCCCCUCACGUCACUCAAAUGCAACAAAGCAGGAAACAUGAUGUUUUUCUUCCUCAGUAGGGAGGAAGAAAAACGCACAGAGAGACACACAGACGAUCAGACUGAGUUCAGACCAAACUAGCAGCUUCCUCUGAGUGAGUCCAGCUACAGGAGAGAAAAGUGGAAAACUCCAACACUGCUGCUUCAAGCUGCUGACGCUCCACACACUGAAUCUUCACUCACAGACUCAAUGGCUUCCAGAUCAGAGGAGGAUCUCUGCUGUACGGUCUGUAUGGAGGUCUUCAGAGAUCCUGUUAUUCUGUCAUGUAGCCACAGCUUCUGUAAAGACUGUCUGAAGAGAUGGUGGAAAGAGAGACCAACACACGAGUGUCCACUUUGUAAGAGAAGAUCUUCAAAGAAGCAUCCACCUUCAAACAAGGCUUUAAAGAACUUGUGUGAGUCGUUCUUACAGGAAAGAUAUCAGAGAGCUUCAGAGGCUCUCUGCAGUCUGCACUCUGAGAAACUCAAACUCUUCUGUCUGGACCAUCAGCAGCCAGUGUGUGUCGUCUGCAGAGACUCAGAAAAUCACACCAAUCACAGAUUCAGACCCAUCGAUGAAGUUGCACAACAACACAAGAAACUUCAGGAAACUCUGGAGCCCUUAAAGAAGAAGUUAAAGGUUUGCAAACGAGUUCAAGUGAAGUUUGGUCAAACAGCAGAACACAUUAAGGUCCAGGCCCGACACACAGAGAGGCAGAUUAAGGAGCAGUUUAAGAAGCUUCACCAGUUUCUAGCAGAGGAAGAGGAGGCCAGGCUGGCUGCACUGAGGGAGGAAGAGGAGCAGAAGAGUGGGAUGAUGAAGGAGAAGAUGGAGGCUCUGAGCAGAGAGAUAGCAGCUCUUUCAGACACAGUCAGAGCCACAGAGGAGGAGCUGAGAGCUGAAGACGUCUCAUUCCUGCACAACUACAAGGCUGCAGUGGAAAGAGUCCAGCGCUGCCCCCUGCUGGAUGAUCCACAGCUGCCCUCAGGAGCUCUGAUAGACCAGGCCAAACACCUGGGCAACCUGACCUUCAACAUCUGGAACAACAUGAAGGACAUGGUCUCCUACACUCCUCUCAUUCUGGACCCAAACACUGCUGAUCCAGACCUCAUCCUGUCUGAAGAUCUGACCAGUGUGAGAGGGGGAGAGAGGCAGCAGCUUCCUGAUAAUCCAGAGAGGUUUGAUCAUUCCUGCUCUGUCCUGGGCUCUGAGGGCUUUAACUCAGGGACUCACAGCUGGGAUGUUGAUGUUGGAGACAGUACACCAUGGGGACUGGGUGUGUUAGCAGAGUCUGGGCAGAGGAAGGGAGAGAUAUGGUCUGGAUUAUGGAAAAUAUGGUUUGAUGAAGGUGAAUACUCAGCAUGGUCACCACCAGGUCCUCUCACUGAUCUCUCAUUCCAGAAGAAGCUCCAGAGGAUCAGAGUGAAUCUGGACUGGAACAGAGGAAAGCUGUCGUUCUCUGAUCCUGAUACUAACACACACAUACACACCUUCACACACACUUUCACUCAAAGGAUGUUUCCAUACAUUAGCACUGUUGAUGAAGUGAAGGUGUUGCCCAUGAAGGUGUCAGUGUCAGUGGAGCAGAUGAGUUGAGGAUGAUGAUGUUUCUAAUGUUGUUUCCUGUCAGUGAAUUGAAGCUGUUAAACUGCAGCUGUCCUCCUGCUGCCUCGUUGUUCCAAAGCUCUUUGUUUCUCUUUUAGUUCUCACUGUUUCUUUCUGUUUCUGCUGUCCACCUUUUCACAUGGAAAAUCAUUUCACUGUUUCUCACUGAAUGACUCCCCAAACUAGAUCUGAAAUUCUAUCAAGUUUCUAAUCAUUACAAGUGAUUCAUGUUUCUAUUUGAUGUGUGUAAAUGGAGAUGAGUUAGUUUGCUGGGAUAUGGACUGACAUGUGUUGAAUGGGAGGAGCAGUUUGUUGUUGUCUUCUUGUCUGUUUAUGACAACAAUAAAUAUAUUGUUGAAACAAUGAUUCAUGUUUAACUCCAUAUAUGAAAUGUUUCUGAUAUUUGAAUUCUGUUUGAUUAAAGACUUUCUUCAUGACACAAAUGAGAUUUCAGUGUAUUAAUAGAACUAAAUAAGCUCAGAGUUGAAAGGCUGGAGUAUUAUGUACGUGCUUCACUGUCAGUAUCUUCAGGGGGAUUCAAAGGGAAACAUCAAACUGCUGUAAUGAGAUAAACUAGUUGGGCUGAACACACUUAUCUGUAGUUUGUCUCCAUCCAGGAUCAUCAGAAUAUAAUGAACAUGUGUGAAGAGC
This is a messenger RNA of Oreochromis aureus, 2773 nucleotides long. Its product is annotated as nuclear factor 7, brain-like. NCBI's taxonomy places the organism in Eukaryota, Metazoa, Chordata, Actinopteri, Cichliformes, Cichlidae. The transcript has 2 exons. Bases 728 to 2113 code for a protein of 461 amino acids. Gene Ontology annotation, molecular function: zinc ion binding; protein binding. The record is from RefSeq and is a predicted model, not a curated record.